AUGGCUGCGGUGGCGGCUGCUGGAGACGAGGACGAUCAGGCGGAGGUGUUUAUCCCGAGGGGUCGAAGCCAGACAGACGAAUUAGAAUACUUAGGACUACAGUCUAUUGACAGGGCAUGUCUUGAGAUUUACCCAGACCAACCAAACCCCCUUCAAGCAACAGCAGUUGUCAAGCUAUGGUUGGGAGGCCCAGACCCCCUGGACUACAUAUCUAUGUACUCUAACCCAGGUGAUUCAAAUCUUGCCAUUCUUCCUCACUGGCACUACGUCAGCUAUGGCUUCAGUGAUCUCCAUGGUGAUAACCGAGUCCAUCCUGUCUCAGGACCAGGGCAACCAAGUGGAUUUGGAUUUGAGCUGACCUUUCGAUUGAAGAAGGAAGAUGAUCAAAGUGUUCCUCCAAUGUGGCCCUCAAACCUUAUGAACAAACUAGCAACUUAUGUUUUUCAGACAGGAAAUGUUUUACAGGUAGGGGACCAUAUCCCUUGGCACUGCCCACUAGAUGGAGGCAAUAGCUCUGAAAUACAGCAUAUGUUGAUUACCUCAGACUCUCAAAUCCCAGAUCUGGAUACUCCGUACGGGUACCUUCAGUUCCGACAGAUUGUUGGAGUGAAAGAUGAUGAGUUGAGAGCAGCGCAGAAAUGGAAAGGUGCUGGUGUACUGGAACUUAUGUGUACAGUUAAAGAGAUUGGUCCCUAUUUCAUCACCGACAUGUCCAGAACACGGUCAAUCUUUGAGAUGGACAUCAACUUACUGCAUCAGGUAACAGCGGGAAUAGAACAGGAUGGAUCAAAUCUGGGUCAUGUGACGGCUGUGUGUUCUUGGGUGGAAAUUUCAGCAGGGACUGUGUUUGAAAGGGAGGCAGACAUGGUGACACAGACGCCUUCAGGGGAUGGAAUGGACACUGGCGAUGACACCGUCACACUCUGCCCACCAGAGACCCUUGAAGCAGUACAUCUCAAGUUUGAUGCUGAAGCAGCUGAACUCCUGCCAUUGAUUGUCAAAGCUAGACUGCAGAAAGGUCGAUUCUUCGUAUUCCACAAUGCAGAAAACUAUGCAAUUCAUUUGAUACCACCAUCUUGCCAGGAGGAUAAUCAGUUUGUUAGCCAAGGAGAGCCUCUUAAAGCGCAAAGUACAUUCCUACAGAUCUACUGUUCAGAGGCCCUAAUAGACAAAAUGUCACAGGAGUUCGAAAUUUUACAAGAUAAUUCUGAGGAGAACCAGAAUUAUCCAAUCGAGUUCCGGUUUUCUGACCCAACUGUUGUGAUAACAGUUUCUCCAAGAGGACAACUCUAUUGUGAUGUGUGAUGAAAAAGGAUGAAAUUCUUUAAGAUUUUAAGUUUGUAUAUAUUGCCUGUGACCUUAUAUCUGACCUCCAUUUCUUAAGAGAGAUUAA
Messenger RNA from Ylistrum balloti, 1393 nucleotides. Its product is annotated as suppressor of fused homolog. Gene Ontology annotation, cellular component: nucleus; cytoplasm. NCBI's taxonomy places the organism in Eukaryota, Metazoa, Mollusca, Bivalvia, Pectinida, Pectinidae. Bases 1 to 1305 code for a protein of 434 amino acids. The record is from RefSeq and is a predicted model, not a curated record. Gene Ontology annotation, molecular function: transcription factor binding. The transcript is spliced from 10 exons.